UCCGCGGGAACGAAGUGAAGAACGCGUUUGUGAUUAAAUUACGAAAUUGUCCAAAGCUGUGGCCGGCUUGAAACGUUGCUGUUAUAAUAUUUAAUAAUAUAAUAAAGAAAUGGAAGUAUCAGAUGAAAAUUUAGCUACUCUAGCAAGUUACUUGGAAAAAACUCUUAAUCCAGAUCCCAAUAUCCGAAGACCCGCUGAAAAAUUUCUAGAAGGUGUUGAAUCAAAUCAAAAUUAUGGAAUAUUGCUCCUUAAUCUCAUUAAUAAUGAAAAUGCAGAGCUGGUAAUUAGAGUCACCGCUUCUAUAACCUUCAAGAACUAUAUAAAACGGAAUUGGCCAGUGGAUGAAGAUGGUGUUGAUCGUAUGCAUUCAUCAGACAGAGCCACCAUCAAAUCACUUAUAGUCCAAAUGAUGCUCAAGACCCCAGAAGGUAUUCAAAGGCAGUUAAGUGAUGCGGUCUCUAUAAUUGGCAAGCAUGAUUUUCCGGAGAAGUGGCCGGGACUGAUCAAUGAGAUGGUUGAGAAAUUUGCCUCUGGUGAUUUUCAUCUUAUAAAUGGUGUGUUAAGGACAGCACAUUCGUUAUUCAAGAGAUAUAGAUAUGAAUUUAAAUCACAAAAACUUUGGGAAGAAAUCAAACAUGUUCUGGAUAACAUAGCAAAACCUCUGACUGAUUUAUUUGUAGCGUUAAUAGAUUUGGCCAAGAAAAAUAAUAAUGUGCCACAUGCGUUGAAGGUCAUCUAUAAUUCCCUUGUGUUGACGUGCAAGGUGUUUUACUCCCUCAACUACCAGGACUUGCCAGAGUUCUUCGAAGAUAACAUGCCAGUAUGGAUGCCAAAUCUCCUCAACCUGCUACAAGAUAAAGUUCCUUGCUUGGAGACAAGUGAUGACACCGACGUGCCUGGCGUCAUGGAAGAACUUCGUACGGAAAUUUGCAACUGCGCAGCUCUGUACGCACUUAAGUAUGAGGAAGAGUUCUCUCCGUACGCUCCGGCUUUCGUGACUGCAGUGUGGAACGUCCUUCUGAACACUGAUUCGAAGUUACGUUUUGAUGCGUUAGUUUCGAACGCACUUACAUUCCUCGCUAAAGUAGCAGAGAAAAAUAGUUACAAGAAUCUCUUUGAAGAUCCCGCUACGCUUAGCAGUAUUUGCGAGAAGGUUGUCAUACCCAAUAUGCAGCUACGAGAGUCCGAUUUGGAAUUAUUUGAGGAUAAUCCAGAGGAGUACGUAAGCCGUGAUAUCGAAGGUUCCGACGUGGACACCAGACGGAGAGCGGCCUGCGAUCUAGUGCGGACCCUGGCUUUGCAUUACGAAGAUAAGAUGAUGAGCAUCUUUGGCCAAUACGUUGAGGUUAUGCUACUUAAAUACUCGGAGAGUGGUGGUAGCGCUUGGAUUGGUAAAGACACAGCACUAUUCCUGGUCACAUCACUGGCAAGUCGUGGUGGGACACAGGCAGCGGGAGUGACUAAGGCCUCCCCUCUUGUAGACCUGACUUCAUUUGCUGCUAAUCACGUCUUGCCGGAGCUGCAACGUCCUAAUGUGGAAGAGUUGCCAGUGUUGAAAGCAGAUGCCAUUAAGUACAUAAUGACGUUUCGGUCUCUGCUGCCCAAGGAACUCAUAGCAACAGCCUUUCCGUUGUUGAUCCAGCACAUCAAGGGCAGCGGCGUGGUGUGCACGUACGGCGCUUGCGCGGCGGAGAAGUUGAUCGCGGGCGGCAUGGUGGGCCGCGCCGCGCUGCAGCCGCACGCCGCCGCGCUGCUGGGCGCGCUGCUGGCCGCGCUGGGCGCGCACGGCGACCCCGCCGCGCACAACGAGUACGUCAUGAAGGCGGUUCUCCGUACAUUAGCAUGCUUGCGGGAGGAUGCGUUGCCGUACUUGGGCGAAGCGUUGCCGAAGCUGGCCAGCAUGCUGGCUGUUGUCUCCAAGAAUCCCUGCAAGCCUCAUUUCAACCAUUACCUUUUUGAGAGCCUUUCACUUGCUAUACAGUUGGUAGUGAAAUCAAACCCGAAAGCCAUAACGGCUUUUGAAGACGCUCUGUUUCCCAUUUUCCAAGGCAUCCUCCAAAAUGAUGUGCAGGAGUUCAUGCCGUACGUAUUCCAAAUGCUGUCGCUGCUGCUGGAGCUGCGCGGGUCCGGCGGCGACGGCUCGGCGCCCGAGCUGUACGCGGCGCUGCUGCCGUGCCUGCUGGCGCCGCCGCUGUGGGAGCGCCCCGCCAACGUGCGCCCGCUCGUGCGCCUGCUCUGCGCCUUCGUGCUCGCGCGGGACGACCUCGUGCUCAGCUCGGGCAAGCUGAACGCGAUGCUGGGAGUGUUUCAGAAGUUAAUCGCUUCAAAGACGAACGACCACGAGGGCUUCUAUCUCAUACAGACAAUGUUGUUUAAAUUUGGACAAUCAGUGAUGCAGCAAUACACGAAACAGAUAAUAACGCUCCUCUUCCAACGGCUCUCGUCAUCGAAAACAACGAAAUACGUCAAGGGACUGAUCGCGUUUCUUGGAUUCUACGCGGCGCAGUUCGGAGCCGACGAACUCAUCGAGCUGGUGGACUCCGUGCAGGCUAACAUGUUCGCGCUGUACGUGCAGCGCGUGCUGGUGCCCGACGUGCGGCGCGUGUGCGGCGCGCUGGAGCGCAAGGCGGCGGCGGUGGGCUGCGUGCGCCUGCUGUGCCACAGCGCGCGCUUCCGCGCCGACCUGGCGCCGCUGUGGCCCGCCGUGCUGCAGGCGCUUAUAUCGCUGUUCGAGCUACCACCAGAUGAGAGCACGUUGCCCGACGACCAUUUCAUAGAGGUGGACGACAUGCCCGGCUACCAGCCGCAGUACGCACACCUCACCUGCGCCAAGUCCGCCGCAGACGACCCGCUCGCCGGCAUCGACGACCCCAAGCGCUACCUGGCGGAGAGCCUGGCGGAGCUGUCCCGCGCGCAGCCCGGCCUGCUGCCGCCGCUGCUGGGCGCGCUCGACGAGCCGCACCGCGCCGCGCUGCAGGCCUGCCUCGCCGCCUACAGCGUGCACGUCUGCUGAGCCGCCCUCCCUUCGCGGCCCGGGGCGCCAGGGGGCUCAUUCACAUUUCAAAUAUUAGGCGAAUGGGUUAUUUUGACGCCUACCUAACCGGUAAUACCCGUGCUAUAUCGUACAGUGACGAUAUAUAUGUAUGUACUGAAAUACCGAACGGACGAGUGAUUUAAUUUUAAAAAUGCACUUUGUAUGCUUUUCAUUAACAAAUUAAAAUGAUAGAUUGUUGAUAAUAAUUGUUUCAAAAUACUACAAGUAUCUUUAUAUGUAUAAAUUCAGAAGUCGUGAAUAUUUCAUUAAUUUUAUAUAUUUUUUUUAUUGAAGUUUACAUUAAAUCCCAUUUAAGUAUGUAUUUGUGAUUGUUUAUAAUUAAUAUUGGUUUAAUACUUCGUAUAAAUAAUUGAGUUACUGAAUGCGGGUGAAGACUUAGCGUCCGUUAUAUAUGACAUAUGUAUAUUUCUCUUAUAAUUAAUUAAAAUAUUAUAUAUAUAUAUCUCCUCAAAUACCUAAAUUACUAACAAACACCCAUUUUUAUAUGUUAGUUCUAAAUCCGUAGCUGUUUUUAGUUUUGCUAUUUUCGAUUUGAUGUUAUAUACUGUGUAAAUAGUGGCGCGUAUUGAGGACUGAGUAAUCUUUCCUAUUGUAUAAGUGUAAUGUUAAUAAGUAGCUUAUAUUUUGAAUAAAUGUUGUGAUAAAAUCUUAAUUAGGUGAUCUUCGAGACGCUGAGCGUCCUUUCUCGAUACGUUAAUGAUAAAUUCGGUUAUUACGUUUUCCUAAACAAUAUUAAAUGUAUUUUUCUAAGAAUUUCGUAUUGAUUUUUAAGGUAGACUUCUAAAGUACAUUAGUAGUCUUGUUUAUUGUCUGCAUUGUCUGUUAAUAUUGUAUUGUAACUCAAUUUUACAGGAUUUGAAACUAAAUUAUGAUUUUAUGAAUAAAUACAUGUU
This is a messenger RNA of Vanessa atalanta (red admiral), 3948 nucleotides long. It is a transcript of the gene Cse1, whose product is annotated as exportin-2. Gene Ontology annotation, biological process: protein import into nucleus; protein export from nucleus. The record is from RefSeq and is a predicted model, not a curated record. Gene Ontology annotation, molecular function: nuclear export signal receptor activity; small GTPase binding. The transcript is spliced from 19 exons. Gene Ontology annotation, cellular component: cytosol; nuclear envelope. Bases 110 to 3013 code for a protein of 967 amino acids. Lineage: Eukaryota; Metazoa; Arthropoda; Insecta; Lepidoptera; Nymphalidae.